UCGCAUAAUUUAUAAUCACAUUUACUUUUAUUAUUAUAAUAAUAAUAAUGAAAUGAUUUGUUAAUUAAUUAAAUGUUGGUCUAAAAAAAAAAUCUGCCGAUUACUGAGCGACUGAUCCGUUUAGUCCACACCCCCUCAUCGGGUACUAUCAGUCGGACAAAUCACAUGUCACUUAAGGAUCCGCUUUUGGGUAGCGAUUGGUUGGCAUCGGACAGCACUACCACUACUACUUCGGGACCGAUCGGUACUGGCAUUGGUGGACAUCAACAGCCGCCACCAUCGAUAGCACACACGCUAAACGGCAUCUCAACCGUCGGUGAUGACCACAAAAGUAUAGGACUGUUGACUAAUCACUCGAUCACUGGAUCAGCAGUUGUUUGCGACAAUCAAUCAACAAUGAAUAACUAUAAUCACAGCCGAGAUAAUAGUAAUAAAGAGCAACGACUGAUGUCGGCAAUCGGUAUGUCGUCGUCUGAUUCGUCCACCGAUGACAUUGUCAUACCGAUGCAGAAACGGAAAGUUAGGACAAGAUUUACUAGAAAAAGGAGGUCCCGAUCGACUGACUCUAAUUUGUCACUCAAGAGUCGGGUAGCUCUGAGCUCGUGUCCGGCCAUUUGUAUGAAAUUUGUGCUCAUUUUGAUGAUCUUCUGUACCAUUGCUUUUACAGUCCUAUUCAUUGCCAAACUAUACGAUCGCAUCGACUCAUUGCAGACCGCCAUCAAUGACUUGUCGGUUAGUGGUAAUAGUGUACCGCAAGAGUUUCAUUCAAUACACUCGCAUUUACAGCGAUUAGACGCCAAUUUAAGUGCCAUAAAGACAGACGUCUUGCGGGCCUUUGAUAGUAUUGCCAAUCUGACCGAAGAAGUCAAACUAAUGAAACAACAGUUAAGCAAAAUAUCUGACUCUGUGGAGGCGGCGCCCGCUAUCCGACAGUUGCCUAAAGAGCUACAAGAUUUACAAAAUGUGGUCGCAAAUCUUGGCUCCCGAUUAACCACUAAUGACAACGAAGUCAAGACAAUGAAAGACCAGCAAAAUGAGCAAAAAGUGCGAACAGAUAUCAUUCAGGUGGACGUGAAUGCCAUUCACACUAAUAUUUCGGACUUAAUAAACGCUGCGACGAAAAACAACGGUAACGGAUCAGCGAAUGCGGUCAAAGUUGACCAGAAUUCCCGUCAAUUGACACACGUGUCGGACACUGUUCAACAAUUGCAACAGUUCUACACUCAACUAAUCAAUUGGAAGACAGAAACGGAUGAAAAGUUGAGAACAGUUAUGUCGUUGGCUCAACACAUACACGAUAAACUACAUAACCAGUCGCAUGUGGCCAACAACGGGGAUAAUAAUAAUAAUAGUCAUCAUCAAACAGACCAGAUUUCCGACAAAACUGUUAAUAAUGAUAAAGACAGUGACAGUCAAACCGGAACACACAAACACGUGUCACAUAAGACCACAAUCAGUGACUAUCAUGAGCUCUCUGAGCCCACUAAUGAUGGUCAUACAGUUAGUGGCGUUAAUGGCGAGCCAUUUACGGCUACCGUCGAUGCCGUUAAUCAAACAAAACCACUUAUGGCUUAAUAUAUAUUUUUUUAAUAAUUUGAUUGUUAUUAAU
Molecule: messenger RNA, 1609 nt
Organism: Oppia nitens
Lineage: Eukaryota; Metazoa; Arthropoda; Arachnida; Sarcoptiformes; Oppiidae
Exons: 4
Coding region: 166-1575 (469 amino acids)
Source: RefSeq, a predicted model, not a curated record